AUGGCUGGCAGGAAAUGCGUCAUCGGGCACCUCAGCGCCCUCGGGUGGACCUGUGAGCAAGCCGCCGGAUGCCUGGUGGAAGGCAUCACCUGUUUGUCGGGUGCCUUGGCAGAUAAUCAGCCUUUGUCACGCCGGGCCUUCGGCAAGAAAUUUGGUGGCAUUGAAGGAGGACAGAGCAAGGAUGCGAGGCUAGGCUUGCCAAAAAUAGUGAGUGUGCUGACCGGGCUCAAAGAUGCCCUGCAGCAGUGCCGGGUGCCCACUUUGCAGAGCUGGCACGGAGAGUGCCGGGAACUUGGAUCGUGCCGGCAUUUAAUGCCACAUUCCUUCCUCAAACUGUACCAUAUCGGAGUGCCGCUGGGCAUGCUCCUGUUCCAAGGGAGAUCCGGUUUCACUCCUGACGCAGGUUGCGCCAAGGGGGUGGGACCGAACCCCAUGGCUGGCGUCAGCCACGGAGCUCCAGAAACGAACAAGAUGCGCACGGCUGUGCUUUUCUUCGGCGUCAAGUCAGAAAGGGUUUUCUGCUGGCUCUCGGAGCCCAGAGCAGACUUGCACACCCUUGGCGAGGAGAAGAUUGCGCGGGUUUGGCACCAGAGAGACCAGCCGUGCCCGUUCAUCACGCCUGAUACCAAGAGACCGAAAAAAUGGAAAAAACCGAGGCCUCUUAACUUGACGAUCCCGCCUGUCAAUAAACAGACUCCUGUCCCCCCGACGCCUCCAAGGAAUUUGGAUUCCAGGACUUUUAUUACCGUUGGUGAGAAAAACUUUGAAGUAGAGGCCGAUGACUUGGUAAGCAUUCAGGAGCUCGGACGGGGCGCUUAUGGCGUGGUGGAGAAGGUGUGGCAUGAGCAGAGUGGGACCACCAUGGCCGUGAAGAGAAUCCGGGCCACCGUGAACACACAGGAGCAGAAGAGGCUGUUGAUGGACUUGGACAUCUCUAUGAGGACGGUCGAUUGUUUCUACACUGUAACUUUCUACGGCGCCCUUUUUCGAGAGGGAGAUGUGUGGAUCUGCAUGGAACUGAUGGACACAUCUCUGGAUAAGUUCUACAAAAAGGUCCUGGAGAAGAAGAAAACGAUCCCAGAAGACAUCCUUGGGAAAAUCGCUGUGUCUAUCAUCCGAGCCCUAGAACAUCUGCACAGCAAACUAGCGGUGAUUCACAGAGACGUGAAGCCCUCCAACGUCCUCAUCAACAAGGAAGGGCACGUGAAGAUGUGUGACUUUGGCAUCAGCGGUUACUUGGUGGAUUCCGUGGCAAAGACGUUGGACGCCGGCUGCAAGCCGUAUAUGGCGCCAGAGAGGAUAAACCCGGGGCCAGAUGGGAUCCAAAAGGGAUACAACGUGAAAUCAGACGUCUGGAGCUUCGGGAUUACCUUGAUCGAGUUGGCCAUCCUCCGCUUCCCUUACGACUCCUGGAGGACCCCCUUCCAGCAACUGAAGCAAGUGGUGGAGGAACCCUCUCCUCAGCUUCCCACCGAUCGCUUCUCAAAGGACUUCGUGGACUUCACAGCACAGUGUUUGAAGAAGAAUCCUUCAGAACGAAUGAGCUACCUGGAGCUGAUGGCCCACCCGUUUUUCACCUUGCAUGACACCAAAGUGACCAACAUGGCUGCCUUUGUGGUAGAAAUCCUCGGAGAAGACUCUUAAAAAUUU
This is a messenger RNA of Euleptes europaea (tarantolino), 1650 nucleotides long. RefSeq names its product dual specificity mitogen-activated protein kinase kinase 3-like. Lineage: Eukaryota; Metazoa; Chordata; Lepidosauria; Squamata; Sphaerodactylidae. The record is from RefSeq and is a predicted model, not a curated record. The transcript has 18 exons. Gene Ontology annotation, molecular function: MAP kinase kinase activity; ATP binding. Gene Ontology annotation, biological process: protein phosphorylation; MAPK cascade. The coding region runs from base 1 to 1644 and encodes 547 amino acids.